This is a messenger RNA of Phymastichus coffea, 2460 nucleotides long. Its product is annotated as myristoylated alanine-rich C-kinase substrate-like. Lineage: Eukaryota; Metazoa; Arthropoda; Insecta; Hymenoptera; Eulophidae. The record is from RefSeq and is a predicted model, not a curated record. The transcript has 3 exons. The coding region runs from base 1260 to 1922 and encodes 220 amino acids.
AGGAUCUCGCGCGGCGUAACUAGUCGACCGAGUCGCACCCGAUCGCAAGCGGCAGCCGCGACUGAGCUCGCUAGUUUUCGCGAAAAAAUCGAGAAAAGUCGGCUAAAACGCGCGGAGGCGCGGGAUCGCGUCGACGAUCACGCGCGCGCGGCUGCUGCACGACGCUCCGCGCGCUCUGAUUUAUUGCCGAAAAAACGCCUCGGCCGUGCCUCCUCGAUAGAUUCUUUCGAUUCACUCCGGCUGCGUCGGACUGGCGCUGCGUAAAGAGAGAAAGAAAAGGAGAACGACCGCCGCUCGCUGCGAGCGCCUAGGACAAUCAGAAGGGAGCACCAAGGCUAGACGGAAAAUUAAGAUACGCCGAGGAUAAAGGUGAAACAAUCAGAAGCGGGCUGAAAAAUGCGCAAGAGUUAUCGGGGCAUUGUUCGACCUAGAGGGGAGGUGAUGAAAAAAUGGCAAAGGUGUCGUUAGCGACGAGCGGGACAAGUCUGAGAAGACAAUACGGGCAGGCGCAGGCUGGGCUUCUGGCGCGAGUCGCGGGAACGCGCGCGACAGGUGACUCGUCGCGAGGGGGUGAAUUGAGAAUUGCGUUCGCGUGCACUCGCAUCCCGAUGCUCGCGCGAGUUUGCGCGGGUCAGCUAUAAUGAGUUCCGCGCCUGUCGGCGCCAUAUACGGCGUGCGAUUCGAACGUUCCGUGCCGCGGAUAACAUCUCGCAGCGUCAACUCGCCAGCACACCUGAUCCGCUCCGUCCCGUUGUUUGCGAUGUGUCAUCGAUUCGUCGCCUAGACAAAGCGCCUCUGUCGCGCUCGCAACGACGCGUACACCCGAGCAUCUCCAGCUGGUGCGUUACUGCUCGCGCGACUUUCCUCGUUCACUUGCAACUCGCCGGAAUCUGCACGCUCUCCGCUGCGAAAGGAUAUCUGCUUGAAAAUGCUAAUCCGCGGCUUGUGCAAACGAGCGACGAGCACUGCAGGUGAGAUGCAGGCUGGAGUCGUGAUUCGAAAAUGGAAUAGACACGUGCGGGGCAGGCGGAGAACGCGAAUAUGUGUAGAUGCAUAUCGGGCAUGGGAGCAGAGCCGAUCAACCGAUCCUUCUCGUGCGCGCGCUCAGAGUUCAAAGGAUAGAGGGGAUGGCAUGCCCCCGCGACUGUCUCCGCCGAGGGAGCAGUGCGACCCGCUAGGUAUAUAUAGCGAGGCCUCCCCGACGACAGCCGAGUGCCGAGUGUCGCGCGCGGUCGACGAGUUCCACCCGAAGCCGCACGAUGGGCCGGAUCGGCAAGCUGCAGCUGCUGCUAGUGGCGAGCGCGCUGGCGCUGGGUUGCGCCGAGAGGCUGAGCGCCGGGCAGAGGGCCUCGCCCGGGGCCGGCACCUCGGCGGACGCGCGCUCGCUGGCGCCACCGCUGGACCGGCUGCUCGCCGGGCUGCGCGUCCGACCCUCGGGCCAGACUCCGGCCGACACGAGCCUGCUGCCGCCGGCGGACUCGCAGGCGCGCCGCGCCAGCCGGCCGCCGGCGCACGUCUCGCUGAUCGGCCCGGCGGGUGCGGCCCAGCCAGGGCCCGCCGCGGCCGGCGCCGGCGCCGCCCGGCCCCCGGACGGCGUGCGGCGCGAGGAGAGCGCCUCCUUCAAGGACGUCAACGGCGAGAGCGUGCGGGUGGUCGUCGGCAACUUCGGCUACGACAGCCCCGAGGGCCUGCCCGUCUCCUUCAAAUACAUGGCCGACGAGAACGGCAAUCAGGCGAGCUUUUCCAUCGGCGCGCCGGGUGCCGGGGGCGGACCAUCCUCGAGGCCCGCGGGAGCUGCCGCCGCCGCUGGUUCCAGGGGCUCCGCCGCCGGGCAAGGCCCGGGCAAGGCCGCCGCUGGAGCAACCAAAGCCACGGGCGCAACAGGUGGGGAUGGCGACCGAAAGUACUUGCCUCCCAAAUAACCAACUGUCAUUAUGUCUAUUAUCUCCAUUUGUACUUUGACAAUAAAUGGCUUUCGCUGAACAAACGUGCGGUCAGUAGUUCGACCGGGUCUGCUUUUAUUUGGUCAUGUCAUAUGCACACAUUCGAUAAGGACGAAAGUAGUACAGCCGAGGAUCCUCGAUACGUUGUAUAACCGUGUGCGUUCAACAACAAAGGUAUGCGAUAAUGCUCCUCGGGGCUGUUGAUAUCGAAAACUAUUUCAAUGUACGGGUACACGGUCUUUUCGCCCAGACGACUGUAAUAGCUUCUCCUUUCAAACAGCAACUUUUAAGUGCGCACGGUCAUCGCUUCGCUACUCGAGCGAAAAUCGGCUCAUCUUCCAUUCGCUAUACUUCUCCUGCUAAAUUAUAACUUUCGAUUUAAACUAUUUGCAAACUACUGUGGUUAUCAAAUAGCGAUCUUCAAAACAUGUCGUUGUGCUACCAAACAAGAUACGUUGAAAAUACUCUUACCGAUAUUACGUAACAACAUUUCUGAGGCAUUACUGCUACAGACAAU